This is a messenger RNA of Protopolystoma xenopodis, 303 nucleotides long. NCBI's taxonomy places the organism in Eukaryota, Metazoa, Platyhelminthes, Monogenea, Polystomatidea, Polystomatidae. The record is from the annotation of a GenBank genome assembly.
AUGGGUCUACACGUCUCUCCCGCAUGGGCACUACCACAUGAACACAAGAUCUUGCAGCAGCCCGAUCUGGAGAGCCGGGCGGUGCGCCGAGGAUCUUUUUGCACAAAUCUACAACCACCGCUUCAUGGCAACUCGCCACAGCCUGAACAGUGGAGCCAACUUCUUUCACUCGCCUCUUCAAACGAAAUGAAAGCUGCUCCAACAGUUGUCCAGUUUCUUCGGGUGCCGUCUGUGUUAGAGGGUAUGAAGGUGGAGGUAUUCGCUCUCUAUUCCGAAAAACUGGUUGGAGAGGUAUCAGGAUAA